Messenger RNA from Rosa rugosa (rugosa rose), 1212 nucleotides. RefSeq lists its product as uncharacterized. The record is from RefSeq and is a predicted model, not a curated record. Gene Ontology annotation, biological process: Golgi to plasma membrane protein transport; Golgi to endosome transport; protein localization to Golgi apparatus. Lineage: Eukaryota; Viridiplantae; Streptophyta; Magnoliopsida; Rosales; Rosaceae. Gene Ontology annotation, cellular component: trans-Golgi network; Golgi membrane. The transcript is spliced from 4 exons. Bases 441 to 905 code for a protein of 154 amino acids.
ACCAAACAAAAGAGAGAAAGAGUUGAAAUUUAAAAAAAGGAAAAGGGAAAAGGCCAGCAGCAGCGUAGCCUCGAAUGCUCUAAGGUCAGGUCUCUCUGCAAUUACCCAAAUCACUACGCAUCUUCUUCUCUACAACUCCACAUCCGAUUUCUCAAUUCUCGAUCUGGGUUUCCUUUCACACGAUCCAAACCUUGAUGGGUUUCAAGCCCUGUUUGUAUUACAUCAACAUUAGAGCAAAAUCAGAUUGAAUUCUCGGGUUUCAAGCUUUGUGGUUUGAGCCUGGGCUAUUGGGAACCUCUUUAUAGCUCAGAGGGUGUGGCUAAUUGUUCCGAGAAUUGCUCACUUGGGUUUGGCUGAGAGUUUUUUGGAUCAGUUGGAGUGAAUUGAGAGUUUGGAGGAUCUGUGGUUGUGUGGGAAAUAUAUAAUUUUAGUAGUAGACAAUGUUCUAUGGUGCAUUAGUAUGGGACCCUUGGCUCAUUGUUGUCCAAAUUGUGUGCCUUCAAUGUCUGUACUAUCUCACUCUUGGAUUGUUCUUGGCAAUUCUUGUUGGGACUCGCGUGUCCCGAAUGAGCCUUGUGUAUUUCUUUGAUUAUGCUACCGUCACCAUUUCCACUGUCACCGGGUGGUGCGUCAUUGCUUCCUUUGCGCUCAGUGCACUUGCAAGCGCUGGAUAUCUACUGCUUCUGAUUGAGAGGUCAAAAAAGUGCUUAGAUUUUUCAGUCACCCUGUACAUCGUCCAUCUCUUUAUCUGCAUUGGUUAUGGGGGUUGGCCUUCUUCAAUAACAUGGUGGGUUGUAAAUGGUACUGGAAUUGGAGUGAUGGCUUUGUUAGGUGAAUACCUCUGCAUGAGACGUGAACUGCAGGAGAUCAAGAUCACUACAACACGAUAUCGCUCAAAUGUUUGACCGAGUAGAAAUGCAGCAUGCAAGAAUAUUCUGGUGGGGUUAUAGAGGAUAUUUUUUGUUUCUUUGGAGGAGCUUCAGGAUAAAGCUCAUGAACACCACAUCCAAUAUUGGAUGAGAAGAAAUACUUUAAUCUGUGGAUUCUUUUGUCUAUGCUGGUGGCAAUUACAUAGAACUCCUGUAGAAGUUUGACACAGUGCUUCAAAUGAUGGGAGGUUUGAGCACAUGAGACUAGGUAUGAAGUGUUAUAGGAAAAUCAUAAUGUACAAUUUUAGGUGGAGCAAUGAAUAUUGUGCUUCUGAUUUCAUUC